UUUAGUUGGGUUUUAGUGGGUUUUUUUGUUUGUUUUCAUAUAUGUGUAAGGAGAGGGCACUUCUUAGAUCUGGUGAAAAAUUAAAUCAGGCUUGUAAACCAAUCAGGAUAGCUUUAACAUUGAAUGUUAUUUCUCAUAAUCGCUGACAUUUGAAGAGUAUUGAUUUUAGAUAGUUCCUUGACUCUUGGUUCUCUGUUGGGCUUUGGUGGCUUUUUGGUUUUUAGCUUUUGGUGGUGGUAUUGGGUGUGUUUUUGUGUUAGUAAUACAGUAACUGGACAGCAUCAGCCCAUCAGUAAUUCCUGCUGUCCUGUGUGCUGAAACAUGAUCUGAAUGACUUGAGGUACCUUGGCCCUAAGGAAGAAUAGCUGUUCCCUGAGGAUUUUUGAAAGCAAUUUGCCGUUCUUAGCUUUUGGGGCUUAUCUGAAAAUGAAUUUAGCUGUGACUGGUUUGUUCCCAGGGACAGCAGAUCCUGAAAUGCUGUGCAGCUGGCACUGUCACUCUUGUCACCUCAGCCACCUGGGCUGUGGAAGUGUCCCCUCCUGUGGCUCGGUGAUUCACAUGAGUAAAACUGGCUGUGAAGGAGGACAACUUUUCAUGUCUGCAAUCCAUGGGAUGGGCACUAGCCAGUCUGGUUUGGAAAUAGUGCUGGUGCUUUCUGGAGGUGAAAUAUGACCUGCAGGAAAUGAUAAAGCAGCCUUGAGAUCUUGGAAUAUACCUAUGGGCUGGCAGGGGAGGUGCUGGAGACCUGUUUAAUGCUUAAUAUGCCUGAGUUUCUGUUUCCUGCAGAAAUCCAGCAGCACAACAGCUCCCUCCCCACCUUCCCCAGUUGUCCUGUGCCCCUGACACUUUUGACAAACAGCCAGAGUGUUUCUCUCAGCAGUCUGGUGUUCAUCCUUUGGCAAGCCCAGUAGAAAUGACACUCAGAAUGCAGUGCUGCUAGGGGCUGAUUCUGAGAGAGGUGCUCUUUAGGGUUUGGUGAGAAAACAGAUAUGGGUGGAUUGUAUUAGCUUCAUCUUGUGCCCAGCAGUAUUUGAAAUUUGCUCUUUAAAGAAGUAAGCUGUAAGCAUAGUGUAGUAACCUUCAAGCUAGCACUAGCCUAGGCCCUGGUUCCCUGUGCCCUGAAUUUUGGCUGCUAUGGAUUUUGUGUAUUAUGGAAAAGAAGACUUAGCUCUGCAAUUCCAGCAUUUUUAGGGCCAGUGAAUCUUCUACCUAGCCUUGAACCAGUCUCCAGUGUACUGAGGCUGCACCUGGAGCACUGUUUGAUGUGAUUUUGUGCACUAACUAUGAGGAUGCUCUCAUAGUCUCUGCAGACUGCUGUUUGAUAAACUCUGCUAAGACAGCCACCACUACCCAAGGUCACUUGUGUAAAUGUUGGGUGUUUCUCUUUCCUCCUUUGUUUUGCAUUUUUAUAUCUAUAUUUUCUGGAUCAAAUUUCUAGUAGCAUUUUUUAAUACAGUCAAACUGAUUAAAGUUACAUUUUUUUUUUGUAGGAAAAAAUGAUUUGCCAGGAAUGAUAAAUCCAUUUUGGUUUCAAUCACUUAUUGAUACCUGGAAGAGUGGGGUAGAACUGGUAUAUUCUGCUGCUUCUGAUUUGGGAAAUAGCAGACAAAUAUAUAUAUAUAGAUUGAGUCCCUAGUUUUUCUCUUUCCUGAUGUUGUUUGCUUCCUUUUUUUUUUUUUUCUCAGAGCUACAAUCUUGUUGGCCCCCAGUUCAGACUUUCUUCUCUCCCAUUGCUCCACCUUACCUAGCAGCUUUUUGCAUUAGCAGUGCAAAGAGCUUUUCCCCCGAUGGUCGGAAUCUGCUGUUCUGCAUUUGGUGUGAUGAGGAACCUGUGCUGGCUCCAGUAGCUUUAAACUGCUGCUGUGAGCACUUCCCUGGCCAUUCCUUAGUGUGGGUUUGUUUUCCCCCUCCUGCUGCUGCAGUGCCUUGCUUAUGGCAGCAGCAGGGCAGUGUCUUUUUGCUGAAGCAUUUACUCUGUUCAGUGUGAGUUUUCCAAGGACACCUUUGUCCCUUGGUGUAGCUGAAGAAGCUGGUUUUAUAGGAAUGGAAGUGUUGCUUGAAUGUUUUUUCUCUGGGGAUCACUGUUCAGCUGCUGUGUUUUCCAUGGCUAUACAGAAGCAGAAAAGAGGAAAUCUAUAUAUUUGCUUUUUUAGUGCUGAUUCCUUGCUCAGCAGAGCUUGGCAGAUUUAUCACAGAUGAGAUGCGGACAAGCAGUGACUUGAAAGAUGAUUGAGCCAGCCGGCCUCACUGUAGGCACUCCCAUGGUUUUAGGGUUGUGCCAGACAAGCCUAGAGACUGGCAUGGACAUGAUUUUGUAGAAAUUUAGUAGAAUUAAUUUUACCUUAGAUUAUCUGCUCUGAAUUUGGAAUUGGGAUUCCAAUUAUGAAAGCUUAUCUGUGGCAACUUAAAAAACUUUUUAAAAGAGUUAGUCAUCUACAUUUAAUUUACUACAUGAAAUUUGACUUCCAUACUAAAUAAAGAGAUGGUGCUUCAAGAUUGUUUUCCUGGCUCAUACAAGAAUUCUUUACAAGUAGUGAAGUGCUUGCAGUUUCUUCUCCUCUCUGUGUUUUGCUGUCCGCUAAAUAUACAUUGGUGGAAACUGCUGUCACUAAAAACACCUUACCUAUUGCACCCAGAGUAUAAUGCUUUUUGAGGUUGCUGCUCCCAUCAAUCUGCUCAGUAAAAGUAGCUCAUCUUGUAAUGGAGGAGAAAGUUCGAGUCGCAGCGCAGAGAAACGGGCAGCUCAUGAAGAAGCUGAAGACUUCGCCACAAAGCCUGCUCCUGCCAAAAUGUCCAAGUUUGGAUUUGCCAUAGGCAGUCAGACAACAAAGAAGGCAUCUGCAAUAUCCAUCAAACUGGGAGCAAAUAAGCCUAAAGAGCCUGUUCCAACCCUGGCUCCAAAAACCCUUUCUGUAGCAGCAGCUUUCAACGAAGAUGAAGAUAGCGAGCCCGAGGAGAUGCCCCCCGAAGCCAAGAUGCGCAUGAAGAACAUCGGAAGGGAUACACCAACCUCAGCAGGACCAAAUUCGUUCAAUAAAGGAAAGCAUGGAUUUUCUGACAACCAGAAGCUAUGGGAACGAAAUAUAAAAUCUCAUCUUGGAAAUGUCCAUGACCAAGAAAAUAACUAAAUGAUGUGGAUUACAAGUUGGGUGUUUUGGGGGGAGGGGAGGGUGUAACAUUAAAGGAACAGUUUCCUUUUUUAAGAAUGGUAUGAGACUAUCUUUGGAGCCACUUUUUUAAGACUUUGAGUGGUACACUAAUAAAUGAGUUUGAAAUUAGAGGUAAUUUAUGUUUUGUAUACAGAUUUCAAGGCAUUUGCUAAUUUUGUAGUUCAUGUGAUUAGUUUCAAAAGGUUACAGAUAAUAAAGAAAUUGGAGUGGUACCUUUUUAAGAUAAUUUUUUUUGUCAGUGAUUAAAUAAGGUGGAUGAAAAAGGUUACUGUCUCUUUAAUCAGGUUAAAAUUGAAUGCUCUUGCAUUCUCACUUCUGGCUCCCUCUUCAUAACAGGAGAAACAGCUGACUCCUAUGAAUUCUGCUAAAGAGAGUGAGCAUUGUCUUGUACUAGGAAGUGUUACUGGACUAUUACUUUGAAUAUAAUCUUACACAGGAAAUAGUAAGAACUUGGAUAUUUUUUUUCUCCCUGCAGUCACCUUUUGUUAAGUCUCUGCAAAUAGGAAUUAUGUUGCUCUGAGUGGCUCUGGUAACUUAGCUCUGAUUUUGUUUAAAACUUCAUGUAGGGUGUGUAACCUUCAGUGGCCUGUUCUGUCCUAAGGAAAUGGGCCUUGUCUGUAUAUUAGAUACAGUCUGUAAAGAAUAUUCAUUACAAAGGUAAAUCAGUAUUUUCAGUGUGCUCCUUUUAAAUCAUUAGCCUUGAGUAGUGCUUGUUAGCAUUUCCUAGUGGUACACAAAAGCCACCACCAAAAAUAUGAGCUAAUGUACAUUAAGCUUCACCUUUGAUUGAAAUAUUUUUCUUUACUAUGCCUAGAAGGAAUAAAAGCCACACCAAAAAUCGGUAACUCACUGCUUAAGUAUGAAAAAUCUAAGAUGCACUUUCCCUGUCUUGCCAUUUAAGACAAAAUGCCUUGAUGCCUAUGACCUCAGUGGACACUAUCAGGUCAAAGAAAGCUGCAUCUGCAAUCCUGAUGUUCUAACAAGUAUCAGCUUCAGAAAUAAAACUUGACCUUUUCCUGCCUGUCUUCCUUUUGCAGUGAUUUUCAGCAGUGACAUGAAUCUGGUCAGUUUAUUUCUUAGCUUCCAUACUGCAGGACAGUGCUGGGGGAUUUCAGUGCUAGCAAUGGCCAUCUAAAUUUCAGUCUAAUUUAGAUUGUGUAUUUAUAAAAACAUUUUAUUAACAGAACUGGUUAAAUAGAACAUUAUGAACAGCAAUAGCACCACCUGCCCCACCAGCAGCACCUCCCAUACCCCAAAUAAGCAUAAAGUUCUUUUUAAACUCCAAUACCUGAUAGUGUCAACACUAAAUUAAUUUCAGCUGGAAAAUGGUUGUAGCAUUCAAUACAUUAGUUGCUUUCAUCCUGCCUCUAAAACUGUCUUCUUGCUAAAGUUGAACUUGCAAGUGCAGAAAGGAAAGUGCAUCUUGAAAUGUAUUUUUUUAUUAUUAUUAUUAUUUUAGGAAAGCUCUGACCACUUAGACUUUUGAGUUUGUAAGUUCUAAAAAUAUUUUUUUGUAUUUUUGUAUUGUAUGUGUAAUCUCUUUUCUUUUGAAGUCUGAUGCAGUUGAAUACCUGUAACUGUUUUCUUUUAAAAGCCUUGUUAUAAACUUAACAUAAAAAUGUAUACAUUAUUUUUCUUCCAUAGCAGAAAUACUUGGUUUAUUUAAAACACACUUUAAAAACUGAUUUUCAGGACUUCCAAAACCAAUUUGGGCAUUACUGGAACUAGGCAAGACAAACUUUUCACUUACUUUCAUCACAUGUGGUUAUGUUUGUCUAAAUAAAUCCCUUUAAGAUAGUGGUAA
Messenger RNA from Melospiza melodia melodia, 4974 nucleotides. RefSeq names its product PEST proteolytic signal containing nuclear protein (gene PCNP). Gene Ontology annotation, biological process: proteasome-mediated ubiquitin-dependent protein catabolic process; protein ubiquitination. The record is from RefSeq and is a predicted model, not a curated record. Lineage: Eukaryota; Metazoa; Chordata; Aves; Passeriformes; Passerellidae. Gene Ontology annotation, cellular component: nucleus. Bases 2643 to 3128 code for a protein of 161 amino acids. The transcript has 5 exons.